AUUUAUUUAUUAAAAAAAUAUGUUCAGAGUAACUUAAUAAAAACUAAUUUAUGGAAAAUAUUUAAUGAAAAAUCAUAAUAUUAAAAAAAUUACCAAUAGAUAAAUCUUAUUCAGUCUUGCAAAGUAUUUUAAUACCGACAUUUAAAUAUGGGAAGGUCUAAUUUACUGAACCGCUGAAUUGUAUAUUCGGUUGCCUAUAUUUAGGGGCAUAUGUACUGAAUUACUGAAAUGCGCUAAUUUGUUGAGCUGUACACAGCGUUGCCUAUAUUAAGGGGGAAUAUAAUAUAUAUUAUAUUAUGUACUUUUCUUAUAUUGUUAUAGUAUUUAUUGUUAUUAUAAAGCUGCAAUUGUAAGGCGAUUAGUUAACAGCUAUAAUCCAUCAUGUACUUAUUCAUUUAUAUAUUAUUUAACCAUCAAUUUAGAGGAUAACCAAGUCUCUACAAUGCUAUAUUUUUAAUAUUUCAACACAUUUGAUUUUUUUGUGUUAUUUAAAUAAAGCCGUUUGCCGGGAUCCUAUUGAUAAACAUUGGUUAGAUUUAGUUAAAUGUAUUCUGUGAGGAUUGGCAUACUGAUGGGAUGUGCUUUUAUAGUUUAUUGGUUCAGGGUUGGUCACGCUGAUAAAAUAAAAAUGUGUGUUAUCAUUUGGAGAACUCUUAUCUCGUAUCAAUUUUUGGAAGAACUGUCCCCAGUAGAAACCUUGUACCACGGAAUAUAAAUUAAGCUUCAUAAUAUACUAUAUAGUCUUGUGAUAUCACAAUACAAUAUACAUAUGUUUUUCACAAAAACAUAUAUUUAAAUAUUAUAUAUGUAUGUAUAAUAAUAAUAAUAAUAUUAUGUUACAGUAUUCUGCAUAGUACGAUUUAGAAGAAUAUACAAAUUUAUUUACUGUGUGUCUAUUAUUUUUUAAUUUUCCAAACUAAAUCUGAAUGUCGAUUACACAUCUACUCUACUGAAUACGGAAUAACUGAUCUGCAUUAAUACAAAUACACUGACAAAAUGCCACCUAAUAAUUCAGUGGUCAAAGAAACUUUUAUUGUUGGAGGCUUAACUUUUUUGGGUUAUUUGGCUGGAGGUAAACUGGGCUCAAUACUUGGUGCCGUCAUAGGAACGGUUGUUACUUCAUUUUUCAAUGAGGAACCUACCCAUUUUACACAAGAAUACCCAACACCUAGGCCUAGGUCAUACGAAGAUGAGUAUGAUAAUGUUGCGGCAGUUCGUAGUAAUAGUAGAAUUACUACAAUUAAAAAACGUAAAGCUAAAAUAACAACAAAAGAUGCAUCACUAAAACCAUCUACAUGUGCAAUAUGCUUAGAAGAAUUCAAACCAUCUAUUGUGCUACUACCCUGUGGCCACAUGUGCUUCUGUGAAGACUGUUUAUACGAUGUAAGACAGAAAAGAGUUUCUGAUUGUCCAUUGUGUAGAGAAGCUAUUGAAGAAUUUAAGGACGUAUUUUCUUCAUAAUAUAUAUUAACUUAUAACCCAUACUUUUUUUUUGACAAUAUGCUGCAAUUAUAGCUAACUAACACUAUGUAAAUAAAUGUACAGUUAACUUCACAAAAACGUCAAAGUUAACUUUGUGAAUAUUUGUGUUACUGACACUUAUAUAUUUUAGUGAAGCGACACUACAUGUAAAAUUAUCUAAAACCCACACAUUAACAAAAUAUUUACUUUUGUUUGAUGUUAAAAUGUUUA
Molecule: messenger RNA, 1692 nt
Organism: Adelges cooleyi (spruce gall adelgid)
Lineage: Eukaryota; Metazoa; Arthropoda; Insecta; Hemiptera; Adelgidae
Product: RNA-binding protein MEX3B-like
Exons: 4
Coding region: 997-1461 (154 amino acids)
Biological process (GO): ubiquitin-dependent protein catabolic process; protein ubiquitination
Molecular function (GO): ubiquitin protein ligase activity
Source: RefSeq, a predicted model, not a curated record